AUGACGGCUUCAAACAGUAUCACGCUAGACAUGUUGCGUCCACACUUCGAAGAGCCUUUAACCAAGGUCGCUGCAGGCUUUGGAAUCUGUGUAACGUUGCUGAAGAAAAUCUGUCGACGACAUGGUAUCGCUCGCUGGCCACACCGCCAGAUCACGGGCUUGCGUAAAAGUAUUGCUUCUAUGGAACAUGCUAUUGGCUACUUCGACGGCGCACGACGCGAUUCGUAUGCGCAGCAGUUGUUGAAGCAGAAGAACAAACUCGCAGCGUUGUUAAAAGAUCCGACGUCUAACAACCCGCUUCUCGCGUCAGAAGAAGAUCACCGCGACCAGAACGUUAAGAAGCAGACCGAUCUUUCACUCUUGCAUGGUACUGACAAUGCGUACAAGAUGAUGCCUGCUCUACCAGCCCGUGCUUCGUCGCCCACUGGUCCAUUGUUACUGGAGUCUCCAUACCAUGACGUUUCAUCUGGGGCUGUGCAUUUGCCGGGAUCGCCGAUGUGGCUUCCACCUCUCGAAUCUAGCUGCACUCACCCGUAUCAAGAACUCUAUCCUUCGUCAGUACUAAAGCAAUCUCAUCGAGAACUUUAUCCGACUACAAACUACUGGCCGUCCAGCUAUAAUAGUCCGACGUCACCGAUAUAUUUGCCUCCACUACGACCUGAUCCAAGAGGAGUGCUGCCACCCAUUUCGUCACUUGUGGUUAGCAAAAACAAAAUGUAUACACCGUCUAUGCCGACGGUAAGCUGGUGA
Peronospora belbahrii is the source of this 750-nucleotide messenger RNA. NCBI's taxonomy places the organism in Eukaryota, Oomycota, Peronosporomycetes, Peronosporales, Peronosporaceae. The record is from the annotation of a GenBank genome assembly.